Frieseomelitta varia is the source of this 2480-nucleotide messenger RNA. RefSeq lists its product as uncharacterized. NCBI's taxonomy places the organism in Eukaryota, Metazoa, Arthropoda, Insecta, Hymenoptera, Apidae. The transcript is spliced from 5 exons. The record is from RefSeq and is a predicted model, not a curated record. Bases 1461 to 1931 code for a protein of 156 amino acids.
CGUAAACAUAGCCACGCAGCGCGUAGAAUUCGUGCAGGCUGAUAAAGAUUCGAGCAGGCUGAUCGACUGAAUUUUAAAAGAACGCCGUGGCGAUAACGAUCGUUUUGCGCAGAUUCAACCACUGCGGCAGUUAAAUCGACAAUCGAUGACGAGCGAGCGGGCAGCAUCGAAACGAAGAAAACGUUAAGUUCCCGAAUGAAAACACGACGACACCGGGAGCACCGGGAGAUGUCACGCAGCCCGAUGACAAGAUAAACGCGUGCCGCGGGAGGCGUUAAUUCCGCACGAUCGGCCGUUACAUCGACGUGUGACCAUUGACAUAACCUCAAAAAGGGGGCAGGCAGCGUGCGAUCGCGGGGGAUUAUUAGCGGAGAACCAGGGGAAGUCCGAGAGCUCGUCGAGAGAAGGUUCUCGUCGCGGACGACGCAAUGCCACGGAAAAUGUCAACGAAACUUGCGCAGGAGCUGGCAGCAAAGUCAAGAGCCCUCGCAGUUGACACAUGUCAAGCGUGCAGUGCGACUCGGAAAAACGUCGGGACGGCCGACAGCGCACAGCUACGAGUACAGGCGUAAAAAUCAAGGGACUCACCGCUGUGUCCGGUGUUACUCGACGACUGGCCCAUUAUUUCUCACGCCGUCGGCGAUGCCAGGCACGGGACAAACCACUCGGUGAUCGCGGCGGGCUCACGUGAAAAACCGGGCGCAUGAGUGCGCGAAAAACCGACACAUUUUUCGAAAAAUACUAUCACAUCGUGUACCCGCAGUGUCGCUACGACAGAGACGGACGGCCGUUCCGGAGCGACGAGGUGAUUGGCCCGCGACCGGCUGCGCAUGCGCGACCCGCGCAAUUUCGAAUCUCCUUCUCCGCUAUCUGUCCGCGUUCCUCCGUAGCCACGAGCCUGCCCUCCGAUGAUUUCCCAACGACACCGUCCGGCGAAUAGCAUUCUUGCUGAUCGGAACAUCCCGUUGAAUCAACCAGCUUUAUGAAGUUCCCCGCCGCGUAGUAACGCUAGGUCAGUUCAGUCGACUCAAAGCUGCUCGACGAAAGAAAAACCAACGAGCACGCUGCUCAAAAAGCGUUGCCACACGCGUCUUCCCGACGAGAGAGACCGUCGUCGUGGAAGAUCAUCGAUCGCGAUACAAAUCCCCGGGAGGAAGGUUGGAAAUCAUCGCCCUGGUAACCAACGACAAAACACAGGUUCGGUCGUUGGUAAUAAACGCGAUACGUGGGAUUCGUGGAACACCGCCCGGGCGAAUAUCUUUCCUCUAUAUGGAUUUUUCGGUCCGAUUCGAUUCACGUCUAGGAAGACGAUGAUCUCUCGCGGUCGACAUCGGUUUUUUCCUUCUGUCUGACAUGACAGUUCUGGAGGAACUCGAGUCGAGGCCUCGGGCAUUCAGCAGCUGACGGCAACCACAGGCGAUCGUACAUCCGGGGAAAAAGCGCUCAACGCUUCGGCAAAGAUGGAUACCGGCGGCCUCUCCUGGAUCGUCGCUUUCGCACUGAUCGCGCUCUUCGUAUCGGAAGGUUGGGCCAUCGAUUGUUUCAAAUGCGUGUCGAUCGACGGCGACAAUAAACCAUGCGACGAUCCGUUUCACAAUAACGGAAGUCUGGCGUUCUUGGAGUCGCCUUGCCUAGGAGGUCGCAAAGGGCGCGAUGGUCUUUUCCCCGCGACUGCGUGCAUCAAAAUAGCGGGCAUAUAUGACGAGUCUGGGAUCUCUUUGACGGUGAGGAGCUGCGCGCUGGACAGCGGAACCCUGACGACCGACUCCGAAAUUAUAAGAAUGUCACACUGCGGAGGAUUCUACUUCGACGACAAGUACGUUCGGGGGUGCGUGCAAUCUUGCAACGACGCGGACGCCUGUAAUGGAUCCACGCAGCGAGCAGUACCGCUCGUGCUUUUAACUUUAUCGAUUUUCCUCGGACUAAUUUGACGAGAAUGGCCAGCGUAAAACUCGCGUUUAAAUGAAAAUCAUAGGCAAUUAUUGUAUAUAUCGAACGGAAACGAUCAUAUCUAUAUUACAACGGACCACUUAAAAUUUAAAUCAGUAACUUGACCAAUUUAGCCGUGGACCAAAAGACGUAAGCGAACGAGAAAUAAAUAACUCGUGGGCGACGUAACGAAAGCAUUUUGGCAGUCGUUACGUCGAAUUGUUGCAUUUCAUCCAGUGUCGAUCGAAAGAAAUUAAUUAUAAUCAAAACGAAUUUAAAGGUCCAACUAAGUAUUUACGCUAUUAUAUUACGAAGAUAAAGUAUACCGAAUCACCAUUUGAUACUAUUUGAUAGCUUGUAGAAUAGACAGAGUAACAACUGCCAUUUACAUAAACAUAACCAUUAUUGUUUUAUUGACAUUCAUGCAUAGAGUACGUAAUUUAUGAUCUAGUCAUUGCUUGAGAUUUAUAGUCGAACGUAUGUAAGUACUUAUUCAAGAGAUCAUUGCAGACUGUGUAGAAAGCCCAAUAAAAGAGAUUUUAAGUUAUAAA